Molecule: messenger RNA, 657 nt
Organism: Colletotrichum lupini
Lineage: Eukaryota; Fungi; Ascomycota; Sordariomycetes; Glomerellales; Glomerellaceae
Exons: 1
Coding region: 1-657 (218 amino acids)
Source: RefSeq, a predicted model, not a curated record
AUGGCUUCAAGCCACGAGCGUGGGAGAAAUCUCGUUGUGCGUGUGCGCGCGCGUGUGCGAUGUAUGUGUUACUCUCGCGAUCUCGCGAGGACAAAACGAGGAACGAAAGAUGGAAAGCUUCCCGUCCAUUGGUUGGACACCCACAACAUCGACGGUGGUAUGGAAGGACAGAGAGAAGAAGAAAUGUCUGCCCGCCACGUGACAGAUGUAGGACAGGCAGGACGCGGCGCCCAACGGAAAGCCACGACAUUCCUCUGUUCGAUACCCGCGGGUAGUUGCUGCAUCCUUCCAGGACACCGGGGAAUGCCCAGAAGCUUGAUACUGCGUAUUAUCAGCAAAGACGACAACUCUUAUGUCUCUAUUUACUCUAAAAAAGCUGCUGAGGAGGAAGAAAGGGAGGAGAACAGAGCUAGAAUAGAGACUGGCCGGAACCGGCAGGUAGAAGCGUACAUCAUAGUACGGCAUUGUGCGUCACAACAUGGAAUACCAUCAAAGAAUGUUCGGAAAUGUAAGACAAGAACGGGCGCGCGCCAGGCGGAAAUUCUGUAUCGAAACAAAGCAAACGAAGCCCUUCCCUCCCUUCUCCCCAGCCCAGCCCACCGGCAAACCGUUUGCUUCAUGGCACUUACCUGCGGGAGGUCAGCUUCCGUUGCAUAA